Molecule: messenger RNA, 438 nt
Organism: Paramecium tetraurelia
Lineage: Eukaryota; Ciliophora; Oligohymenophorea; Peniculida; Parameciidae
Exons: 2
Cellular component (GO): mitochondrion
Molecular function (GO): flavin-dependent sulfhydryl oxidase activity; flavin adenine dinucleotide binding
Source: RefSeq, a predicted model, not a curated record
AUGAGUGAUAAGAAUUGUUUUGAACCCAUUUGCGAAAAGGAGGACAUCCUCAAUCUCAAAUCUAAAAAGAGAUCUAAGCUCUAAUUCGAGGAGGAUUCAUCAACUCAGGAAUGUCCUCUCAAAAGAAACAUAUAUGGCAAUUACACUUGGAAUAUGUUGCACACUACAGCAAUCUACUAUCCAGAUGAGCCUACACAGGAGUAACAAUAGAAGAUGAGAAAUUUCUUUGAUGCCAUUGCUGAAUUCUACGCUUGCAAACAUUGUAAGGCUCAUUUCCAAAAGGAUAUUUUGAAAAAUCCUCCAUAAGUGACAUCGAGGAAGGAUCUUUCAAUUUGGUUAUGUUAGAGACACAAUGAUGUGAAUUAAUUACUAGGGAAGCAGUAAUUUGAUUGUAGUUUUGAGAACCUUGAGAAGAGAUGGAGAACGGGAUGUUAAUGA